Molecule: messenger RNA, 1402 nt
Organism: Brienomyrus brachyistius
Lineage: Eukaryota; Metazoa; Chordata; Actinopteri; Osteoglossiformes; Mormyridae
Product: fibrinogen-like protein 1
Exons: 7
Coding region: 147-944 (265 amino acids)
Biological process (GO): angiogenesis; Tie signaling pathway
Molecular function (GO): receptor tyrosine kinase binding
Source: RefSeq, a predicted model, not a curated record
AGCAAUGUUUUAAAGGGGCGGUGACAUUGUUGCUUAAAAGUACAAAUGGCCAAAUUCCGCGCGGUAUUUCCAGGGUACUCCAGCGUCGCUGCUCUGUAAGUCCACGAGUGGAUGCACAAGAAAAGUUUCCAAGAAAGCAACUUUUGAUGACAAUGGAGCAAAAGGCCAAUUUGAUUGGACUCCCUUUCCUGGUUCUGCUGUUUGGUAUCCUAGCUCAUGCUCAAACAUACAGCUCUGUUCCUCAGGGGACCGAUUGUACUCAGAUAAAGACACAGGCACCUGGAGCUGAUAGUGGCUUAUACUGGAUCCAGCCUACUGGUGUGGAGCAGCCUUUCCAGGUGUACUGCGAGAUGCUGGCAGAUGGGGGGUGGACCGUGUUUCAGAGGCGCACCGGCGGGAGCGAGUCCUUCAACAGGAAUUGGAUGGAGUAUAGGAAUGGAUUCGGAAACGUACAAUCUGACCAUUGGCUGGGGCUGGAGCAGGUGCGCUCAGUGGUGCAGGACACUGGUCGCAAGUGGACCUUGAGGGUGGAUCUUUGGGACUUUGAAGGGGGCACCGCAUAUGCGGAGUACAGCGACUUUGGACUGGGCAGCGAAGAGGAUGCCUACAAGCUGGUGGUCGGGGCCUAUACUGGCACUGCGGGUGAUGCCAUCCGUGGAGCUUAUGAAGGCAUCGACCAGAACGGCUUCGGCUUCAGCACCAGCGACCGGGACAACGACGGCUGCUCCCCAUGCAUUUUCGGGGAUAUCGCAGAGGAUGCCUGCAGCAGGUCGGAGGGGGGUGGGGGCUGGUGGUGGAGCCGCUGUGGCUCCGCCAGUCUCCACGGUGAUUGGCACCCUGCCGACGACAAUGUGGGCUGGGCCUCUGGCCUCCAUUGGAGGACUUGGAAUGGCCCCGCCCCCUACUCCGCCAAGGCCACAUGCAUGAUGAUCAAGGCACAGUGACCGCAGGUCCAGCUCUUACCUACUGUCACCAAAGUUUCCCUUAUGUCGUAAUUUCAAUACCUUUUCCAACUAGAGUCUCUUUAAUCCAAAGCCUUUCUUGCAAAUACCUUGGAUUAAUUCAUGCAUGGUCUUAAUAUAAUUUACAGCCAUACAGUCAAAAAUUUAAGUGGCACUGCAUCUGUCUGCUUUUAGAAAGAAACGUGGCCUAGAUAUGCGGAAAUCUAUACAAAUGCGUGAGGCUGGGUUCAAAUCUAAUGUGAUGGUGUGACCUUUGUGACAUUAACACUUUUUGUAGGGUUGGUACUAACUAUUGGCUGUAGCGACUUCCUAUCAAAUAAAGUUAUUUGUGAAACUGUAGGAUUUGGUGAUAUUAGUAUAACAAUAUUGAUGUGUUCAGAGCUUGAAUAAUGUACCUGUAUGCUGGACUUUUCUGGAGAAAUAAAGCAACGGAAAAUGGC